Molecule: messenger RNA, 1550 nt
Organism: Poecile atricapillus (Black-capped chickadee)
Lineage: Eukaryota; Metazoa; Chordata; Aves; Passeriformes; Paridae
Product: glycoprotein-N-acetylgalactosamine 3-beta-galactosyltransferase 1-B-like
Exons: 5
Coding region: 57-1550 (497 amino acids)
Cellular component (GO): membrane
Molecular function (GO): N-acetylgalactosaminide beta-1,3-galactosyltransferase activity
Source: RefSeq, a predicted model, not a curated record
GCCACUGGAGCCAUUCGUGCUCCCCCCGGGCCGGGGGUUCACUCUCUCAUAAUGAGAUGGAACGAAGUCGUUCGGCCUCUUCGCCCCCCCUUUUUAUCAAUAAAGCGAGGUCACCCCGGGCGUGUCUGUGUCCCCCCGUCCGGGUCCCGGGGUCGCCCCCCCAGAAUUUCGGUGGGGCGGGGCCGUGGCCACGGCAGCCAAUCAGAAUCAGGGCGGGGCCAGGGGCUCGCCCGGCCCCGGCCAAUGGGAGCGCGGGGGCGGGGAACGCGGAGCCCCCGGGACCCCCGAGCGAGCGGGACCACCGGGACAGCCCCCGGGCCAGCACCGGCGGGACCCGCGGAACCCAGCAGGGCCCCCAGGGCGAGCGGAGCCACCAGGACCCCCAAACCAGCCAGGAUCCCACCGAGACCGUGGGACCCCCACGAGCCGGGACCCCCGGCACCAGGUGUCCCCAUGCUGCUCGUGAGCCUGCAGAGCACGUGGCUGCCUUUCCACGGGGGCGUCUUGACGGCCUCCUGCUGCCCCAGCCGGUGCCUGCCCCCAGCCGGGACCCCCGGGCGGCCAAUGACCCCCCCGGGGCGCCCUCAGCCCCGGUGCUCUACGGCGUGGCCCCAUCGGACGCUGCAGGCGAGGACGCGGGGGUGGCGCGGGGGCUGUUCCAGCGGGUCCGGGUGCUGUGCUGGGUGCUGACGGCACCCCAGAACCUGGAGAGCAGAGCCCGGUACGUGCGGGACACUUGGGCGCGGCGCUGUAACGUGGCCGUGUUCGUGAGCUCCGAGCCCGCCCCGCAUUUCCCGGCCGUGGGGCUGGGGGUGGCCGAGGGCCGGGGGCAGCUCUACUGGAAAACCAUCCGGGCUCUGCAGUACGUGCACCGGCAGCACCGCGCCAGCGCCGACUGGUUCCUCAAGGCGGACGACGACACCUUCGUGGUGCUGGACAACCUGCGCUGGCUGCUGGCCGCGCACCCGCCCCAGCGGCCCCUCUACUUCGGGAAGCGUUUCCGACCCUUCACCCGCCAGGGCUACAUGAGCGGGGGCGCCGGCUACGUGCUCAGCCGAGGGGCGCUGGCCCGAGUGGCCACCGCUUUCAGCCGCGGCACCUGCGGCCACACCGGCCCCGAGGAGGACGUGGCGCUGGGGCAGUGUCUGGAGCGGCUGGGGGUGGCCGUGGGGGAUUCACGGGACACGUGGGGCCGGGAGACGUUCCACCCUUUCCCCCCCGAGAUCCACCUCACCCACCGCUUCGCCCGGGACUUCUGGUACCAGCGCUACUGCUGGUACCCCGUCGUGGAGGGUCCCCGGUGCUGCUCAGACCUGGCCGUGUCCUUCCACUACGUGCCGGGGGAGGAGAUGUACACGCUGGAGUACCUGAGCCAGCGCCUGCGCCCCUACGGCUACAGACCCCGCUACCGGCCCCCCCUGAGCCUCCCCCCGACCCCAAACGCCACCGGGACCCCCGCGGGCCCCAACGCCCCCCGGAGCCACCCAGGUCCCCGAGCACCCAAAGCCCCCAAGCCCUGCCCCUCCCCUUCCUGGACCCCGCUGCGGUGA